GGAAAUAGCACGUUUCCUCUUCUUCCCGGGAGAGGACUGCUAAGAAGGGGUCAAAGGGGGAUCACAUGAAAGAGAAACCUGAGAUCUUUGACGAGGCAAAGGCGCAAAAAGAAAGGGGAAGGGGCGGAGAUAUUAGUAUUGUACAGUGAGGAAAUUGCAGUUUUUUAGGAGUCGUUUGCUGGCCAUGGAUCCAACGUGCUUCUCUGAGAGUAUUUAUAACCUCAUACCCAGUGACUGGAAGGAACCUCCCCAGCCUCCUAGGUACACAUCAAUUUAUAAAGAAGCUAUAAAAAAUGACAUGAAAAAGUCUAAAACUUCGAUGAAAACCAUGGGACCAGCAAAAGUUGAAGUUCCUUCUCCAAAAGAUUUCCUAAAGAAACAUUCAAAGGAAAAAGCCCUACCACCCAAAAAAAAGUUUGACUGGAACGAGCCCAGAAAGCCUCCUGUGCCACUGAGGACGGAUCAUCCAGUCAUGGGAAUACAGAGCGGAAAAAAUUUUAUCAAUACAAAUGCAGCUGACGUCAUCAUGGGAGUGGCUAAGAAGCCAAAGCCAAUUUGUGUUGACAAAAGAACUGGAGACAAGUAUGACCUUGAAACAUCAGGACUACUUCCAAAGUACAUCCAUAAAAAGGAUUAUGGUGUCACACCUGAAUACAUAUGUAAGCGAAAUGAGAAACUGAAGAAAGCCCAAGAGGAGUACGAUCAUUAUAUCCAGGAAAAUCUUAAGAAAGCAGCUAUGAAAAUAUCAGAUGAAGAAAGAGAUGCUGUGCUACAGGGGCUUAAGAAGAACUGGGAGGAGAUGCACAAAGAAUUCCAGUCCCUCUCAGUCUUCAUAGACUCUCUGCCCAAGAAGAUCCGCAAGCAAAAGCUGGAAGUAGGCAUGAAACAGCUGGAACAUGACAUUGGUAUCAUCGAAAAGCACAAAAUUAUUUAUAUUGCCAAUAAGAAAUAGGAGGUUUUUAAGGGGUAGUAAUUUAGUGUUGGAAAAUAUAUUAAACCAAAAAUUUUCAAAGAUGACAGUUCUAUGAAGAAGAUAAAAGAAAUUUUACACAAAAUAUUUAAAGGAUAAUAGAAUUAUUUGCUUAUGUAAAAGAAUAGUAUUUUGCUUUUCACAUAUUAAACCAUUAAAGUUUGAGGCUAUACGUUUAAGCCCUAUCAUGUCAUUCAUUCUUCCUGUGUACUUGCUUCACAAAACCUUUCAUUUCUGAGCCCUGGAAAAUAGCACUCAGAACUUCGUUUUUUCUUCACUGUGUAGUACAAGAAGAGUCUCAUAUAAUGGUAGGCAUUUUGAAUUGCGAGUGGGAGCAUACGCCCUGUUGUUACUCUGAGGUAUUUCCUAAUGAUUGUUUUCUAACUGCUCAAAUUUAAAAACUAUAUAAUCUCAGAUAGCUUUGUGUCACUUGCAUUUAUUCCCAACUAUAGAUAUUUUAAGUACCCAUAACCUUCUAUAUGAUGGAGAAUAUAUUUUUGAAGAAAGAAAAUUAAGACAACUUACAGAAUCAAGAAGGCACAUUGAAAAAGGCAACAUUGAGGUUAAUUAAAUACAAGAAUUUUUUUUAA
Messenger RNA from Octodon degus (degu), 1560 nucleotides. RefSeq names its product enkurin, TRPC channel interacting protein (gene Enkur). Gene Ontology annotation, molecular function: calmodulin binding. Gene Ontology annotation, cellular component: acrosomal vesicle. Bases 185 to 952 code for a protein of 255 amino acids. The transcript has 5 exons. Lineage: Eukaryota; Metazoa; Chordata; Mammalia; Rodentia; Octodontidae. The record is from RefSeq and is a predicted model, not a curated record.